Zerene cesonia (dogface butterfly) is the source of this 1262-nucleotide messenger RNA. Its product is annotated as sugar transporter ERD6-like 6. The transcript has a single exon. Gene Ontology annotation, biological process: transmembrane transport. The record is from RefSeq and is a predicted model, not a curated record. Gene Ontology annotation, cellular component: membrane. NCBI's taxonomy places the organism in Eukaryota, Metazoa, Arthropoda, Insecta, Lepidoptera, Pieridae. Gene Ontology annotation, molecular function: myo-inositol:proton symporter activity. The coding region runs from base 103 to 1152 and encodes 349 amino acids.
GUAUUUUUUCAAACAAUUAUAAAUUGUGGGGAAUAUCUCCCGCCAAGUAAUAGACAGUUUGCCUGUAAUCUAAUAAUAAGUAUUGGUAAUCUUUCUGGCGUAAUGAUAGGCCACAUUUUAAGUCUUUUAUUGGACUGGAGACAAGUAGCACUUAUUGGGCUGAUUCCUUCAGGAUUGGCGUGCAUUUUGCCACUAUUUUGGCUCGAAAGUCCAUAUUGGCUCGCAGCAAAGGGGAAAUUUGAUAAAUGUGAACAAGCCUUUAGGGCAUUGAGAAAUAAUAAUGAAAAUAAUGAAGCAGAAUUAAAAUAUCUCAUUUCGUACGAGAGGAAAAAUCAAACAGAAUUUUUAACGCGCCCCGACACGCCAUCUGGUGGUGAUAGCAAUGAUUUAGUGUUUAGGAAAAUAGUGCAGGCAUGUAAGGAAAUGUAUUUUUGGAAAAUUACAUUUAUCGUAUUUAUAGUGAAUAUUUAUAGGGCUGCAGCUGGACGUGUUCUAUUGAGUACUUUUGCUAUAACAAUGCUGCAAGAAAUGACAGGUCGUAAUGAUGUUCUGUUUUUUACCUUACUUGUUGAUGGAUUUGGAAUAAUUGGUGCUGCUUGGUCAUUCUAUUUAAUAAAAAAAUAUAAAAUGAGGAGGCUUCUGUUUACCUUAGGUGUAAUUUCGAACAUUAUAUUAAUCGCAUUUAGUGCAGCAUUAUACUUUGUACCGAACGAAAGUUGGUAUCCGUGGAUUAAAGUGGUUUUAAUGGCGUUCUAUUACAUUGUUGCAAGCGCCGGUCCGUACGCGGUAUUAGAGGUUUUUAUUGGUGAGGUUAAUCCUCUCGGGGUUAAAGAAUUCAGUACUUUUGUAGCUGGAAGCUUAGCAGGAGGCGUUUUUUUCCUAUCUAUAAAAUUAGCAUCAACGAUGUUUUCAACAUUAGGAUAUUCUGGCACAUUUCUUUUAUACGCUUUCAUUACUAUUAUGUGUCUCAUAUUUUUGUGGGUGUAUAUGCCUGAAACAAAAGGUAGGACUUUACACGAAAUUGAAGUGUUUUUUAAAACGGGAAGAUUUGAACAUAAACAAGAAAUUGCCUGCGGUAAAAAAGUACAAGAAGUUAAUGAAUGUAAAAGGCAAGAGAAUUGCAAUCUUAUUAGUGGUGAAAUAGGCUUAUAGGGGCCUGAAAUAACUGCAUUAGUGAUCCGCCUCAUAUAUUAAAGAUAUGUAAGCCGAUAACAAACAUAACAAAUAGAUCACUUGAAACCUUUCUUCUAAAUUAUAUUAGG